AUGGAGAAGCAAUUUCAAAGUGCUUAUACAACGGCAAAAUUUAAAGAGUUCCAGCGAGAGCUAAUGGGGAAGAUUUCUUGUGAUUUAUCUUCAUAUAAGAAAGAUGCUUACGUUUCAGAAUGCAAAGUGGCUGAAGAUAUAUUAUUUGGAGAAAGCCAUCGCCGUGUAUCUUUUAAUGUGUGCUUUGAUGAAGAUACUCAUGAGGUUUAUUGUAAUUGUCGGUUAUUUGAAUAUAGGGAAAUAUUGUGUAGGCAUCAAAUUGUGGUGUUCAUUCACAGGAAGGUUGAUCAAAUACCGGAUAAGUACAUUUUGAAAAGAUGGUCCAAAAAUGUUAAAAGGAGCCAUACAAAAGUGCGAAUCAGUUAUGACAACUGGGCUCUCAAACCUGAAGCACGCCGAUUUGAUAAAAUGUGUAAUGUCUUCUGCGAGGUUGCGGAUUUGGCUAUAGUGUCCGAAGAUUGGAGUGAGAAGUUCAUAGAAAGAAUAUGUGAGUUUUGUGAGCUGUAG
This is a messenger RNA of Camellia sinensis, 507 nucleotides long. Lineage: Eukaryota; Viridiplantae; Streptophyta; Magnoliopsida; Ericales; Theaceae. The record is from RefSeq and is a predicted model, not a curated record.